Messenger RNA from Mus musculus (house mouse), 4539 nucleotides. RefSeq names its product calmodulin regulated spectrin-associated protein family, member 3 (gene Camsap3). Lineage: Eukaryota; Metazoa; Chordata; Mammalia; Rodentia; Muridae. Gene Ontology annotation, cellular component: zonula adherens; adherens junction; axoneme. The transcript is spliced from 19 exons. The record is from RefSeq and is a predicted model, not a curated record. Bases 576 to 4367 code for a protein of 1263 amino acids. Gene Ontology annotation, molecular function: microtubule minus-end binding; microtubule binding; spectrin binding. Gene Ontology annotation, biological process: establishment of epithelial cell apical/basal polarity; zonula adherens maintenance; establishment or maintenance of microtubule cytoskeleton polarity.
UACUGUAUAGUAAUAGCCACAAACUCCAUAUGCAUAUGUGAACUCCACCUGCAUAUGUGUGGGAUCAAAAGCCUACAUGGACAUCCAUGACAAAGGGUCCCUAAGCCUCUCCAGGGUCCGGGAGUGAGCAGGAACACACGCGCGCGCGCGCACACACACACACACACACACACACACACACACACACACACACGAGAACGCAUACAGGGACAUGCGUUCUUCUGCAGCCCUUCCCUCAUCCGCCAUCACUGCCGCCCUUUGCAGCAGGAGGACCUAUGGAAGCUUUAAUGUCAGUGGGGACCCAUGUGGACCCAGGAGCCAGAGAGAACUGAGUCCAAUCUGGGGGCGGGGCGCACCUGGGUUCCGCCUUGGGGCGGGGUCGACGCCGCGUCGCCAGCGCGCUCGACCGCACCUGGUUCAGCGGCGCCUCAGCAGCUUUAUUAGUAACAGCAGCAGCCGCGGCGGCAACCCGAUUCGGGGUGGCGGAGGCUCGGCAGCAGCGCAGCGCAGCGCAGCGCACGCAGCCCAGCCCAUCAGAGCGCGCGGACCCGGGCGGCCGUAACCCCGGCGUCGCCAUGGUGGAAGCGGCGCCCGCAGGGUCCGGGCCACUGCGGAGGACUUUCCUGGUCCCCGAGAUCAAGUCUUUGGACCAGUACGAUUUCUCUCGAGCCAAGGCGGCGGCGAGUCUGGCGUGGGUGCUGCGGGCCGCAUUCGGGGGAGCAGAGCAUGUGCCUCCGGAGCUGUGGGAACCCUUCUACACCGAUCAGUACGCACAGGAGCACGUGAAGCCCCCAGUGACGCGGCUGCUGCUCUCUGCGGAACUAUACUGUCGGGCCUGGCGCCAGGCACUGCCACAGCUCGAGCCAUCCCCCAGUCCCUCUGCUCUGUUGGCCUUGCUGGCGAGGAGGGGCACGGUGCCUUCACUGCCUGAGCACCCAGUGCGCGAGGCUGACCUGAAACACCAGCCAAUUCUCAUGGGAGCCCACCUAGCUGUCAUCGAUGCUCUCAUGGUUGCCUUCUCAUUUGAGUGGACAAAGACACUACCUGGUCCCUUGGCUCUGAGCAGCUUGGAGCACAAACUCCUUUUCUGGGUAGACACAACUGUUCGGCGGCUGCAGGAGAAGACAGAACAAGAAGCAGCCCAGCGUGCAUCUCCUGCAGCCCCUCUGGAUGGGGCCUCUCCUGCCCAGCCCUCGUGCCCCACACGCUGGUACUGGAAGCUGGUUCCUCACGCAAUUGCCUUCUGUUUGAAGGAGUCGGGGAACAAACCCCCUAUGAUUCGAUAUCGCAAGGACCGUGCCAUUGCCCGAAGGGCUCCCUGCUUUCCAAAUGUGACUACCCUUCAGGACCUGGCCAGUGGGGCAGCACUGGCUGCCACCAUCCACUGCUAUUGUCCCCAGCUAUUACGACUUGAGGAGGUGUGCCUCAAGGACCCCAUGUCUGUGGCAGACAGUCUAUACAACCUCCAGCUGGUGCAAGACUUCUGUGCCUCCCAUCUUCCUCGAGGCUGCCCCCUGUCCCUUGAAGACUUGCUGUAUGUCCCACCACCCCUCAAGGUCAACCUGGUGGUGCUGUUGGCUGAGAUGUAUAUGUGCUUUGAGGUUCUGAAGCCUGAUUUUGUGCAGGCCAAAGACUUGCCUGAUGGACAUGUAGCUGUCUCCCCCCGGAAUACAGAGACUGUUCCAUCUCAGAACAACAGUGGCAGCAGUUCUCCUGUCUUCAACUUCCGUCACCCACUUCUGUCACCUGGUGGUCCCCAGUCUCCACUCCGAGGAUCCACAGGCUCCCUGAAGUCCUCUCCAUCAAUGUCUCACAUGGAGGCUCUUGGCAAAGCCUGGAACCGUCAGCUUAGCGAUGUGGAUGUCGUCAUGGGAGAUCCUGUCCUGCUCCGCUCCGUCAGCUCAGACAGUCUGGGUCCUCCACGUCCUGUGUCAACAUCAUCCCGGAAUUCUGCUCAGCCAGCCCCAGAAUCUGGAGACCUACCCACGAUUGAAGAGGCCCUGCAGAUCAUUCACAGUGCUGAGCCCCGACUGCUCCCUGAUGGGGCUGCUGAUGGCAGUUUCUACCUCCAUUCUCCUGAGGGUCUCUCCAAACCACCACUCUCCCCCUACCCUCCCGAAGGAGCCUCAAAGCCGCUGUCUGAUAGGCUCAACAAGGCGCCUAUCUAUAUAUCACACCCUGAGAACCCUUCAAAAUCAUCUCCCUGCUCAACAGGAGAGAUACUGAAACCACCACCCCCAUCCGAGGGUUCCCCCAAAGCUGUGGCUUCAUCCCCAGCAGCCAACAACUCCGAAGUGAAGAUGACCAGUUUUGCUGAACGCAAGAAACAGCUGGUGAAGGCUGAGGCUGAGUCAGGAUUGGGGUCUCCAACAUCCACCCCCGUAGCACCUGAGGCCUUGAGCUCAGAGAUGAGUGAGCUGGGAGCCAGGCUGGAGGAGAAGCGCCGAGCCAUAGAGGCACAGAAACGACGCAUUGAGGCAAUCUUUGCCAAGCAUAGGCAGAGGCUGGGCAAGAGCGCUUUCCUGCAGGUGCAGCCUCGGGAGGCUGCAGGGGAGGCCGAGGAGGAAGCUGAGCUGGGCUCAGUUCCUGGUGGGGAACGGCCAGCAGGUGAGGGCCAGGGUGAGCCGUCCUUACGGCACAAGUCAGUUACCUUCUCUCCAGACCUGGGCCCAGUGCCCCCAGAGGGACUUGGGGAUUACAAUAGAGCAGUCAGUAAGCUGAGUGCCGCUCUGAGCUCUCUGCAGCGGGACAUGCAGAGGCUCACAGACCAGCAACAGCGGCUUCUAGCCCCUCCAGAAGCUCCUGGACCUGCCCCACCACCUGCAGCCUGGGUCAUUCCUGGACCCGCCACUGGGCCUAAAGCAGCAUCCCCCAGCCCUGCCCGUCGUGCCCCAGCUGCCCGACGCAGCCCUGGGCCAGGCCCCAGCCCAACACCCCGUAGUCCAAAACAUGCAAGGCCGGCAGAGCUGAAGCUUGCACCUUUGACAAGGGUACUCACACCACCCCAUGAUGUAGACAGCCUCCCUCACCUACGCAAGUUUUCACCCAGCCAGGUGCCUGUACAGACUCGCUCCUCUAUCCUCCUGUCGGAGGGGACACCUCCCGAGGAGCCCACCACCAAGCCUGCCCUCAUUGAGAUCCCUCUAGCCAGCCUGGGGGAGCCUGCUGCUGAUGAGGAAGGAGAUGGGAGCCCCCCUGGGGCUGAGGAUUCCUUAGAGGAAGAGGCAUCUUCUGAGGGAGAGCCCCGAUCAGGGCUUGGAUUCUUUUAUAAGGACGAAGACAAGCCUGAGGAUGAGAUGGCUCAGAAGCGAGCUAGCCUGCUGGAGCGUCAGCAGAGGCGGGUAGAGGAAGCCCGGCGGCGCAAACAGUGGCAGGAGGCAGAGAAGGAGCAGAAACGGGAGGAGGCCGCCAGGCUGGCUCAGGAGGCUCCAGGCUUGGCCUUUACAACUCCUGUUGUAGCCUCUGCGGCUCCAGUGGCCACCUUGGCUCCUACUACCAGAGCCAUGGCCCCAGCUGAGGAGGAGGUGGGCCCCCGGCGGGGGGACUUCACAAGACUUGAGUAUGAACGCCGGGCACAACUGAAACUGAUGGAUGACCUUGAUAAGGUGCUACGGCCCCGGGCCUCAGGGACCGGGGGACCAGGGCGGGGCGGGCGCAGGGCCACCCGGCCACGCUCUGGUUGCUGUGAUGACUCGGCCUUGGCACGAAGCCCAGCCCGCGGCCUGCUGGGUUCACGGCUCAGCAAGGUCUAUUCCCAGUCCACGCUGUCCCUAUCUACGGUGGCCAACGAGGCUCCCAAUAACCUUGGUGUGAAGAGGCCCACCUCUCGGGCCCCUUCUCCAUCAGGCCUCAUGUCUCCAAGCCGCCUGCCUGGCAGUCGAGAACGUGACUGGGAGAAUGGAAGCAAUGCAUCCUCCCCAGCAUCAGUGCCUGAGUACACAGGUCCCCGGCUAUACAAGGAACCCAGCGCCAAGUCUAACAAGUUUAUCAUCCACAAUGCCUUGUCACACUGCUGCCUGGCAGGCAAGGUGAAUGAGCCCCAGAAGAACAGAAUUCUAGAGGAAAUCGAGAAAAGCAAGGCCAACCACUUCCUGAUUCUCUUUCGGGACUCAAGCUGCCAGUUCCGGGCCCUCUACACUCUGUCUGGGGAGACAGAGGAGCUAUCGAGGCUGGCAGGCUAUGGGCCUCGGACCGUCACUCCUGCCAUGGUCGAAGGCAUCUAUAAGUACAACUCGGAUCGCAAACGGUUCACCCAGAUCCCUGCUAAAACCAUGUCUAUGAGUGUAGACGCCUUCACUAUCCAGGGACACCUUUGGCAAAGCAAGAAGCCCACCACGCCCAAGAAGGGUGGCGGUACCCCCAAAUAGUGCCCACCUUGGGCAGUGCACUCCUGGGUCCUGUCUGGUCAUGCUGUGGGGGGCUGAGCUGGGAGCUUCAGUGACUCAGGGCUCAGCUCAGUCCCCUUGUCUGUCCUCCACUUUCUUGAAUAAAAUAACUGAAAAGAGAAGCUGAGACACGGUGUCUCCUCCCUAAGCCUGA